UAGUGAUCUUUUCUGAGUGUCUCCUACUUAUGACAAGUUGGACUUGGGAGGAAAGACAUCUGCCAAAGCCUGAAGCCUCCAAGUCAUAAACAACACCAAAUGGCCUCCCAUGAAGUUGAAGAUGCAGAGCUAGGGUCAGCCUCAGCCCAUGGUAUCCCAGGCAUUGAGCCAGGACCAGAUGGGGUGAAUAAUUCUGUCUACCAGCCCACUGAUGGAUCACAAGACUAUCAGAAAGGAGAACUACAGUUCCUUGGGGCUAUCCAUAUCCUGAAUGCAGCAAUGAUUCUUGCUUUGGGUGUCUUUCUGGGUUCCUUGCCAUACCUGUUCUACUUCAACAGGCACUUCUUUUUCUUCACCUUCUACACAGGCUACCCAAUUUGGGGUGCUGUGUUUUUUUGUAUUUCAGGAACCUUGUCUGUUGUAGCAGGGAGAAAACCCACAAGAACACGGAUGCAACACAGUUUUGGAAUGAACAUUGCCAGUGCUACGAUUGCAUUAGUGGGGAUUGCUUUUCUCUCAGUAAAUUUAGCAGUUAAUGUCCAGUCAUUAAAGAGCUGUCGGUCUUCACCAUCACAGGACCUAUGUAUUUACAUGGGCUCCAUAUCAAAUGGCAUGGUGUCUCUACUGCUGAUUCUCACCUUCCUGGAAUUGUGUGUGAGCAUCUCUACCUUGGCCAUUUGGUGCAAUGCAAACUGCUGUGAUUCUAGAGAGGCGAUUUCCUCAUCUCCCAAUUCUGUGGAAUCAAGAAUACCUCCUUAUGAAAAUAAUUCUGAAAGCAUGAAUAUUUGACCUUAAAUCUCCAGUGACUCAGAGGUUUACCCAUAAACUCAGGAGAACAUGAGCCUGCCUGUAAAGCUCAAUCUUUCUAUCAUGUCACCAAUCACUAGAACCUUGGACACCUGACUGACUCUAUCCUUUCUCUCCUUACUAUAAAUCCUACUAGUGUGUUGUGGGUAUAGAAGGACAGAUAUAUCUCUUCAGGCAUUCUUGGAUUUGUAACUUCUAUGAUCAUUACUCCAAAGUUGUUUCAGAAAUUGGUUCUAUUUUUUCGUACCCACCUACUUCAUUGCUUUAUGAGGUUUAAGGAAGGAAGGUAGUAUAAUACCUAUUUAAUAUAUUUUUCCUAAAAUCCAACUUCUGACCACCCAGUAGGAAGAAAAUUGAGACUUUUUUUUUUUUCAUUACAGAGAAAUGCUUCUUGACUUUAGCUAACAUUAGCAUUACAAAAAGUGUCAAAUGAAAAAAUUACCAUCAUUGUCAUGAAAAUAAAUUUUCACUGUAUUUGAGGUGGGCGGGUUAAGGCUCAGGGAUUUUGUUUCAGUGAACUGCUGGAAUUCACACAUGCCCUGAUAUGUAUAUGAUGAUUUAUGUUGGUGAGGCUGAGAGCAAGCCUAAAUGUGUUCUUCAAAGGACAAUGGGAGACUGUAAAGUAGAGAAGCCAAGAACAAGGAAGGCCUUUAGAAUCUGACAAAUCUGGGUUCAAAUUCUGAAACUUUCGCUUAUUACCUGUAUGAACACGGUACCUAAUCUCUCUGACCUAUUUUUCCACAUCUGUAAAAUAGAUAUAAUACAGACAACUACUUUGUCAGCCGCUACGAGGGUUAAAAGGAAAUAAAAAGAAGAUGUGGAACA
This is a messenger RNA of Saimiri boliviensis boliviensis (Bolivian squirrel monkey), 1632 nucleotides long. It is a transcript of the gene MS4A3, whose product is annotated as membrane spanning 4-domains A3. The record is from RefSeq and is a predicted model, not a curated record. Gene Ontology annotation, cellular component: plasma membrane. NCBI's taxonomy places the organism in Eukaryota, Metazoa, Chordata, Mammalia, Primates, Cebidae.